This is a messenger RNA of Cotesia glomerata, 1768 nucleotides long. Its product is annotated as aladin-like. Gene Ontology annotation, molecular function: protein binding. The coding region runs from base 183 to 1721 and encodes 512 amino acids. NCBI's taxonomy places the organism in Eukaryota, Metazoa, Arthropoda, Insecta, Hymenoptera, Braconidae. Gene Ontology annotation, biological process: nucleocytoplasmic transport. The record is from RefSeq and is a predicted model, not a curated record. Gene Ontology annotation, cellular component: nuclear pore. The transcript has 4 exons.
AUAGAAUUCCCGCCCGGCGCGACAAAAGCCGGUACAGUAAAGUAUAGUGAAGUUCAAUGUAUACUAAGUAAUGAAAAUUAGAUAAUAACAUCCAGGUAUUUGCAAGGUUUCUUUUAUAUUAAAAUCAUUGCUUCACUCUAAUAAUAUCCGUAAGUGUAAAUAAAUUUGCAAUAGGAGUAAAAAUGCUGAAGAUAGUUUCUCUGGGUGACUUUGAAGCACCUGAUGUAAAUCAUAAGGCUACUGUCGGCUUAAUUGGUGAUUCCCCGGUGUACUGUGACAAAACAAAGCUAAACGAUGAAACUCAGCCGUUUGCUAAGUACGUACGUAAUUACCCCGAGGUCAACAUUACGCCUGACAUGCUGGCAACGCGGGAAUCUGCACGGACUAUCGGAGCUGGUGAUUUGUUUUUACCCGUCGAGGACAGUGCUUUGAAAAAGAUAGCCAGUGUUUGGCGGGAGAAAGGGUUGACCGAGGCAAUACGAGUCGCCGCUGCAGAGGAUCCUAGAAGAGUGACAGCAAUUGUCCAUUGGAUCGCCACAAGGAUUUCGACGGUCUUGGAUUUUAUUGAGAGAAAAACGUCAUCUUGCGACGGACUACCAUCCGUGGGCUCGGGAUCAGUCGCUGACAUAGCAGCGACCCGGGACUGGAACACAGCGCUGAUCAGGUGCCUAGCUUGGCACCCUCAUUGCGCCCGGCUAGCUCUGGCGACUCGCGACGACCGGAUCAGGAUCUUCUCCAGCGAGACGCAGAGCGCGGCUGUCCUAAGACACGGUGGUCAGAAGUCAGUCUGCUCGAUGAGCUGGCGACCUCACGCAGGUCGCGAAUUAGCCGCAGCUUGCUGCGGAGGAGUGCUUGUUUGGACGAUCGAGCUCGGAGCGGCCAGUUACUCUCUCAGCCACGCAACAUUCCUGCGUCAGAGGAACCAUGCUCCGGUUACAGGAGUCGCUUGGCACCCUGAGGGUGAUUUAUUGGUGUCAUGUUCGCCCAACGAUCUCAAUAUUGUAGUUUGGGAUGUAGCUCGAGAAACAGGAGUACCCUUGAGGAGACUCGGGGGUGGAGGUCAAUGUAUUCUUAGAUGGUCUUCAUGUGGCGCUAAACUUCUUGCCGCCACAUGUCGGACAGUUUUCAGAGUUUGGGACACUGGAACUGGAAGACCCUGGACAGCUGAACGAUGGACCGUACCUAAUGGCCGUGUAGCUGUUGCCUGUUUUGGGCCUCAUCAGACACUUUUAUUUACAUCAACAGAGGACCCGGCCACGCUGUUUUCACUUCCGCUGCAAGACAAUAUUUUUGAUGCACGUGGUGUUACUUCUUUCAGCGAUACUAAAGUUGCGAUACCACUUAUUGAUCUUACUAAAAUAGCAUUCUGUUCAAGAAGUGACGAGGACGAUGAUAGUGCUAAUGGAGAAGAAGUUGUAGGCGGACGUGUUGUAGCCAUGGACUGGGAUCCAUCUGGCAAAUAUCUCGCAAUAUUAUUUCAAGACAGUCCAUUAGUCGCGGUCUUUAAAACAUCAGUUGGCACUAUUUCACGGGUAACACAAAUUACACCAGGUUGUUUAAUAAAAGGGUUUGUGGGUGAAUAUCCUAAUUGUCUGCAGUUUCAUCAAUAUUUGGAGGACAGUAGCAAACAAAAAGCAUGCUUGACUAUCGCCUGGUCCAGCGGUCGCGUUCAACAGUUUCCUAUUGUCGAAAUUUCUGAUUCUCCCGUUAAAUGUUAUUGAAAAAUGACAUUAAAGUUAGCAGCUAAAAAUUUUUGAUUUUUUUUUUU